This is a messenger RNA of Aegilops tauschii subsp. strangulata, 2717 nucleotides long. Its product is annotated as LEAF RUST 10 DISEASE-RESISTANCE proteinUS RECEPTOR-LIKE PROTEIN KINASE-like 2.5. NCBI's taxonomy places the organism in Eukaryota, Viridiplantae, Streptophyta, Magnoliopsida, Poales, Poaceae. The record is from RefSeq and is a predicted model, not a curated record. Gene Ontology annotation, molecular function: protein kinase activity; ATP binding. Gene Ontology annotation, biological process: protein phosphorylation.
GGCCUACUCGCUGACAUGCUACACGAGGUUCGAGGUGGUGCCCUUCUACAUGCCGCCCAACACAACGAGGGUCGUCGUGGCGCCGGCGCCGGCGGCGUCGUCCUCCUAGACGUCGUCGUCGCAACCUGCAGCGGAUUCCUCCUCGUCCUCAAGAGCUUCUAAGCAUAGCAAGUUGCGCACAAUUGUGGCAGUUUCAACCGUUGGAAUCAUUGUUUUGGUCACAACGUGCUUCAUUAUUGCUUUGAAGAUUCACAGAAGUGGGAGAUUUCCAUUACAAUCAUUGGUAAGAAAAGACUACAACAGCCGUAGGGACAAAAUCAAGGAGAUGUUGGGCAAUUACGGCUCACUGGCUCCCAAGAGGUACACCUUCUCACACCUCAAGAAAAUAACCAAAUCUUUUAGUGAGAAGCUUGGGGAGGGUAGCUAUGGCAUGGUAUACAAGGGCGCCCUACUGAAUGGCCACCAUGUCGCUGUCAAGUUCCUUCGUGACACGACCGGAAAUGGAGAGGAAUUUGUAAACGAGGUCAUCAGCAUUAGAAGGACAUCCCAUGUCAAUAUUGUCACUCUGCUCGGUUUCUGUUUGGAGGGUUCAAAGAGAGUUCUCGUCUAUGAUUAUAUGCCAAACGGCUCACUAGAGAAGUUCAUCUACGCCGAGAAUUCCAAAGAAACUCUUGAAUGGGACAAACUAUACGAGAUUGCAGUGGGAAUAGCAAGAGGAUUGGAAUAUCUUCACCGAGGGUGCAACACACGAACCAUACACUUUGACAUCAAGCCCCAAAACAUCCUCCUAGACCAGGACUUCGUUCCAAAGAUCGCUGAUUUUGGCCUGGCGAAAUUGUGCAACCCCAAGGAGAGCUACCUAUUGUUGAUGGACGGCAUGCGGGGUACGAUUGGUUUCAUUGCACCUGAGGUCUUCUCGAGACGGUUCGGAAUUGUGUCCACAAAGUCGGACGUGUACAGCUUUGGUAUGGUGCUCCUAGAGAUGGUCGGGGGAAGGAAGAACUUGCGAGAAAGUGUGGAGAGGGAAAGUGAGGUGUACUUCCCGGAUUGGGUUCACAGUCACCUGACACAACUUGGGAGCUUGCAACCAUUUGACUUGGGGCCAGCUGAACAUGAAGAGAUUGCAAAGAAGAUGGCCACCAUCGGGCUCUGGUGCGUACAAAUAUCGCCGGCAUCUCGCCCGACGAUAAGCAAGGUUUUAGAAAUGUUUGAAAGAAAUAUUGAUCAACUUGAGAUACCGCCAAAGCAGUUCAUCUACUCACCUAUACAGGAUGACUCAGAUGAUGAACGGAACGAGAGCCGAGUUUGAAGUUUCUAUGGACAUUGACAGCACUAGCUAGCUACUACCUCCGUCCUGUAUUAUUAGUCCCCUUUGUAUUUCGUGUCAAAUUUUGAUCUUAAAUUUAACUAAUGAAAUGUUAAUGCAUGUCAUAAAAAAUAAUAUAAUUAGAAACUAUGUUCAAAUACGAAUCGAACGAUAUGAUUUUUGUGAUAUGCAUUGAUAUUUUGUUAGUUGAAUCUCUAGUAAAAAUAAUUUAGCACAAAAUACAAAGGGGACUUAUAAACCAGAGGUAGUAGUAGCUAGGCAAGUUCCUUGGUUUAGAAGAAGUAUCUCAGGCAUGGCGAGGUGCCAUGGAUAUUAUUUCCCAAGUCUCAAGGAAGAUCCGCUUUACAUUUUUUAGAUGCAAAAAAAAAUAGUCUAAGAUGUGACAUAACUAUAUCACAUCUAAGAUGAUGUCACCAAUAUUUGUGGUCCCCUUUGUUUGUUUUUCUCAAUUAUUAGUGACGUUAUUUUUUCUCUCCGGCUACAGACGAAUGACCAUGAACCGGACGCAAAUAGCAAUAGUCGAUCGUGGUUCUGUGGCCACCAAACCGUGGAUGAUACAUGUAUAUUUCGAGCAUCAACACGGACGUGCAGACGAACACGCGGCCGGCCGGGCACACAGAACCGAGUAAAUGACAGGAAUGAUUAGGACGGACCUCUGCCAAUUGCCGCUCUCUUUAUACUACUAGUCUCACUCUUUGGGUAUGCAAUUUAUUUGCUACUGUAUUCAGGUUUUUUGUAAUUGGUACUGUAUGCAAAUUUUUUUGGUGAAGAAAAUAUUGUUUGCAAUUUAAAAAAAACGUUAAUGAGAAAGGAAUUAGCAAAUUUGCAAACUGUUCAUAAAUUCAAAAAAAUAACGAAUACAAAAAUGUCCUUGAAAUAAAAGAUGUCCAAAAAUUUGAAAAAAAAUCAUGUUUUGUUUUUUGAUUUAAAACACAAUUUUGAAAAAAUCAUGAUUUUUAAAAAGUUCAAAAUUUGAAGAGAAUGUUAAUGAAUUUUUAUAAGAAAGAUGAAAAUAAAAAAGAGAAAAAAAAUCAUAAAUUUUCUUCUAAAUGUGGACAUGGUCGAUAACCCUCCUCCCGCGGCUUCAUUACGGGCAUGCAGUUCCAUGUCGAUGGUGGACUUCCAACUGGGACAAAAAUGGGUCGGCCCCGGUUGCGCAUCAAGGAUGAAAUUGCAACUGAGACAAAAAGGGGCUUACCCCCUUCCCCAAUUGUGUGUCGAGGGUGGACUUGUAACUGGGACAAAAUUUAGUCGGGCCCCAAUUGUGGAUCGAGGGUGGAUUUGCAAUUGGGAUUAAAAAAUGCGGGCCCCCAAUUGCAUGUGAGGAGUGUGGUUGGACUUGCAACUAGAACAAAAAAUGGUUGGGCCACAGUUGCAUGUUGAGGGUCGA